CGCAGGGAGCCAAUGGCGGCUGCGCGUCGCCGGGCGCGGUGGCCGAUGGGAAGAUGGCGGCUGGCAGCAGCAGCGGGGCUCCGGGCACUCCGUGCCGGCACCACGCACAGCUGGGAGCCUGCGAGUCGCGGGCCAAGUACCGCGAGGGGUGGCGGCCGCGCGCUGUGAAGGUUUACACUAUCAACUUGGAAUCUCGCUAUUUACUGAUACAAGGAGUUCCUGCAUUAGGUGUUAUGAAGGAAUUAGUUGAACAAUUUGCAUUAUAUGGUGCCAUUGAAGAAUAUCAUGCUCUAGAUGAAUAUCCAGCAGAGCAAUUUACUGAAGUGUAUCUUAUAAAAUUCAAAAAACUCCAAUGUGCAAGGGUGGCCAAGAAAAAAAUGGAUGAACGAAGUUUCUUUGGUAGUUUGCUGCAUGUGUGCUAUGCUCCAGAAUUUGAAACAGUCCAAGAAACUAGAGAGAAGCUGCAGGAUAGAAGAAAGUAUAUAGCAAAAGCAACAAAUCAAAGAGAUUGCUUUAUAUUAAAGAAAGUAGAAGGCCCUAAGAAGACAUCCUCAAAGAACUCUGAGCAAGAUUGUCCAUGGAUUACAUCGGGAUCACAUGUAGCCAGUAACUGGGAUCCAUCCUGCUUUACAAGUUCUCCUGGGGUAUCCCACAACAUAGCAUAUCCAUCUGGGAAUCAGGAUGAGAGCCUGUUAACAUCUCCACACUAUGAUAACAAUUGUACUGAAGUUCCUGGGUACUUUGGUCAAAACACAUCUUUAAGUCCAAGUGUACACCCAGGAGGACAUACUCCACCAGCUUCCUUAAUGCAGCAAAGAAUGGUUCCAGCUUACAAUGGAAUUGACAGGUUUAUGCCUCGUACAACUCAUCUGCAAGAACGUAAGAGGAAGAGAGAAGAAGGUAACAAGUUUUCCCUCGUUGGAACAAGUGAGGACAAUACUGAAGUUGUUAUUGGUCCACAACUACCAGAAAUACCUAAAGUGGAUAUGGAUGAUGAGUCUUUGAAUACUUCAGCUACAUUAAUUCGAAAUAAACUGAAAGAGGUAGCAGAUUCUGUUUCAACGUCUGUGGAAAAGCCAGAGAGCAGCUCAGCCAAACCACUUGUAAAGCAGAGAAGAAGAAUAUAGAUACUGCUGGCAGCAUCUUUCAAUAGUCCUUUUGUAAAGAAUAUAGUUUAAAAUACAUAUUUUUAUUAUAAAAAAUAAAACUUUUUUUAUACUGUGUUUCCCAGUAAUUCCCUGUUAAAAAUGAUAUCAGUUUGUUAUUUGGAAUGAGGAAACGAAUAUACUGUAUUAUUGUUGCAGUGUUGUCCUGUGUACCUCAUAUUGUAACAUAUUUUAUAACUCACAGAAGAACUCUAUUUAAGUAGAGUUACAGAAGUAAAUUCAUUUAUUUAAUAGCUUUAACAAUAAAGGAGUACUGAAGCUUAGGAGCAACUUGAAACUAUUACUGUUUUUACUAUGUCAUGAAGAAUAGUGAAGACAAAGACCCCUUUUAACACUAUGCAGCAAUGGAGUUACAACUUGGAGUUACUAUUUAGGAGUUUCCCGGAAAAUUUUCUGUUCAAAUGAGAUACUGCUCUGUAAAAAAAAAAAAAAAGAAAAAAGAGGAAAAAAGUUAAUUUUCAGUUAAUGAAAACUUCUAUUUAGUCAGAAAAGGUACUGAACUCAAAUGUGUAUGCAGUGAAGACUGUCUCUUGCUUUUUAGCUUAGAAAAAGUAAAUCCAUAGCAUUAAUGGUGUCAUCACUGGCAGACCAGCCAGAACAUUCAAAGUUAUAGUUGAAGGAGAAAUUAAAAUUUUAGCUGCUCAGCAGUAGGAGUGUGUCACCAAGGAAUGAUCUGGCAUGGAGGGCAAGAAGGCCCAGCUGCUGAAUGAGAUAAACUGGAUGGAAACAGGAAUGCUAGAGACUGGGAUGACAAUGUAAAGGACUGAAAUUUCCCUUAGUGAUGAGAGUAGUAUCUUAAGCAUUGUGUUGCAACAACCCUGGACUGGGAGUGCUCAGGGGAGUGUUUUGGGUAGCAGAACUGGCACUGACAGGAUGAACCCAACACUGGUCUAAGAUGCCCCAUGCUGCCAUUUACGGGAUUGGUGCAAGUGUCUGUAGGGAAUUGGCUUGUGCAGUUUUUUUUUAACUCAAAGUUAAUGUACCUUUAUGUCUGGCAAACAUGGUCCAAAGGCUUCUAAGAGAAGGUUUUCAUCUCUGACUGCUUUUUCAAAGUCCGUAAAAGAAAGCUUGCCAUCUUGAUCAUGGUCCUGCAAAAGGAAGGGAACACUUCAGCAAAGGAUUACUACUUGUACUUUUGUUUAACAGGUGUUUAAAUAACAUGGAUUCUAUUUUUAGUUUGAUUUGCAAAUUGGAGGUCAUCACUUUCUGCUCAGAAAUGGUUUGAUUUGCCUCUACCUAAGGCAAAAAGGGCAGGAUUGAAAAAUUGAAAAGAUGGGUUUAAAUAAAAAGAGCUGGGAUGUAGACCUGGUUUUAAGUGAAAAUUUUUGACCACCACCAUGGAAGGAGAGAGUAUAUAUCUUGAUAUGGUUAAAAUAUUGACAGACAGUCCCCGGCUGAUUCUAGAUCAAGCACUGUAAAACAAGCUUCACAUUAAUAACCUUGAGUUUAGCAUUACAUAAAUUGAGUAAAGACAUUUCAUGAUUAGUUGAUAAAACACAAAUAUACUUAAAAAUGAAGUUUUUGCAGAUGCCUGUACUGAUGGAAUAAAUGCAGCUUACACUUUUGAGUUUUCCACUUCUGACUGGGCUUUGGCUGUGACUGGGUAUGGACAGAUGUGUAUGCACAUAUACACAGGCAAGUUUAUACAUAAAGUUUAUAGUACAUUCACAUACUAAAUUAAUAGUCUCAUAUGAGAAUACUGGACUGGGACUCAUGAGAUCUGGAUUAUAUUUCUGUCCUUCCUCAGGAGACUUGGAAGAAUCCCACUGUAAAUAAGAUACUUUAUUUUGUUACCUCAUAGAAAGGUUUUAAGUAUGAGUUAGUGAAUGUUUCAAAGACCUUCAAGUAUCACAAUAAACAAGUACUUGCCAUUUU
This is a messenger RNA of Oenanthe melanoleuca, 3041 nucleotides long. It is a transcript of the gene RBM48, whose product is annotated as RNA binding motif protein 48. Gene Ontology annotation, cellular component: nucleoplasm. Lineage: Eukaryota; Metazoa; Chordata; Aves; Passeriformes; Muscicapidae. The coding region runs from base 54 to 1127 and encodes 357 amino acids. The record is from RefSeq and is a predicted model, not a curated record. Gene Ontology annotation, molecular function: nucleic acid binding. The transcript has 5 exons.